UAUAAACCAUUAUACCUACUAUAAAAUCUAAAUCUGUAAACUAAACAAUAAGUUAAUAAAAAAUGCAAGCGUUUAUAUUGUUAAUGAUCCAUUUGCAAGUGGAGAUAUAUAUAGAGCGGUAAACAUGCUCAUUAAUAAACGUAUGCAUAUCAAGGUGGACUUAUCCACUCUUCUCUCCAUUACUUAUUCACUUUGAUGCUAUAUUGCUAUUUAAAUAAUACAUUUAUUAUUGGUAGUUUACCUCCAACUUUUUCUGGGAACAUUCGAUGAACCAUGUACGUAAUAACUCCUUCAACCCAAUUCAAUAGAUUUAAAACAAUGUAUUAUUCUUUGAAACAUAUAAUAUACCAACAAUUAUAUUAAAUAUGUCUUGCAAGUUUAGUUAAUUUAUGAAAAUAUUGUAAAAAUUUGUUUAUUGAAGUUAAACUUGCCACUAACUAUAAGCAGAAAAUAAGUCCAAGAAAAUAAUAACGUAAUUAAAUAUGACGUUAUUCCAAGCUCUAUUUGAUCAUCUCGGUCCACGACACUACCGCAAUCUUGAUAGGUAACAGAAUGAGUAAUAUCAUAGAUCAGAAUGAGAAAAUUACUGCGGAUAAAGUCACUUCACCCGAGAAUAGUAGUUCACUGCAAUAUUAACACUAAAACUAUUACUAGUAUAGACAAAUAUGGAACUGAUAAUGAUGGUCAAAAUAAAUUAAUUGAAAACAACGGGAAAACAGAAAAUAUAAUCAUUGAUGUCGAGGUUCAAAAGUAUUCAGUUUCAAGUCUUUUAUGGAAAGAUUUAUAUCCUCAAGUGUUGGCUAGUUGUAUAUCUUUGUUAAUGGUGAUUCAACCGGGAAUACAUUUAGCCUAUUCAAACAAUAUGUUGCAUCAUAUGCCAUCAAUAAAUAAAGAUCAAUUUUCAUGGAUAACAAGUAUUUCGGUUUUAUGCACACCCGUUGGAGCGUUCCUUGUAGGUCUGGAGAUGGAUAAGAUUGGCCGCAAAAAGGCUUGUCUCUUGACUUGCUUACCAUUACUCGCGUCGUGGACAAUAGUGACCGUUUCAAGUUCUGAUAACAUCUACACGUUUUAUGCAUUUAGGCUGUUGGCUGGGAUCGGUGCAGGAAUGACUACGGUGGGCAUGGUGUACGUGUCAGAAAUCAGCCACUCGUCGUACAAGCAGAUAUUGUUGUCUCUGAACAGCGUUUUCUUUUCUGGUGGCAUACUGCUCUCUACCUGUUUGGCGGACCUGAAUUGGAAUGUCAUAAAUUUUUCGUUUGUCGUCUUCACGGUCGUCAACAUGUUGCUCAUAAUAAUUUACUUACCGGAGAGUCCGAUCUGGAUACUGAAGUUUAAGAGUUCCGAUUACAUCGAUGAAGCCAAAAUGGCGGUGAAACAGAUUUAUCCGAAUGACGAUCAGGUGUUCGAAGCAGAGUGGAGACGUCUGAAAUCUGCGUCAGAUGCCACUGCCAGCACAAACGCCCAGCAACCGUCAUUCAUAGAGUCAGUCCGAUCCAGUCCCGCGGCGUACAAGCCGAUUGCCAUAUUGACAGUGCUGCUACUCCUCCAGCAACUGACCGGUGCCUACCCAACCAUAUCGUACGCGCUGCCCAUUCUCAAGUCGGUUAUGCCUGCAGCCUACUCACCGGCCACCGAUAUCCAAUCACUGGCCGUGUUGGGUGCCAUCAGGUUCGCGUCCGGCCUGCUGGCGUGCGUACUGUCGUUGCGCGUGGGUCGGAAACCUCUGCUGGUGUUCUCGUGCAUGGCCAUGGCGCUGUCUUCCACCUUGGUGGCGGUUGCCCACCGUGGCCGUGACGUGACCACCGUCCCGUGGUCCCUGUGCGGCGUCAUGCUGUACGUUUUCAGCAGUUCUGUCGGCGUUCUCGUGUUCCCGUGGACGAUGAUAUGUGAACUGCUGUCCACGCCAGUCCGGGCAGUCGGCGGCUGCAUGCUGGUAUCGUACGCCUACCUGAUCAUGUUCGCCGUGCUCAAGACGUUCCCGUACGUGUUAGCCGCCGUCUCCGUGCCACAUGUGUUUCUCAUGUUCGGCGCCGUGUCCUUUUCAAUGGCCGUCUACGUGCACUUUGUCGUGCCUGAGACGUUGGGCAAGAGUUUCCGAGAAAUAGAGGACUACUUCACAAGAUCGAAUAAACCAUCAUAAAGCUCGUUCGCCGAUAACACGAAAUAAACUCCCAGAGCGUGUUGUACCCCCCCCCCAUUUGGCAAACAUUUACAACUGCUCCACUCCUCAUCAAUACACAGGUGAUGGCAUUAUGAAGGGUGAACCCACCUGUAUAAUCAGAAAAAGUGACUAUAGAACUUUAUAGUUUAUACUUAUAUACAUAUAAAUAUUAUAUAAUUUAUAAAAUUAUCCCUCCAACAUAUAUUUUUCUAAUCACGCCAAGCACUCCCUCUCACAUCUCCACUAAUAGAAUAUUAUGUUUACCUACCUAUAGAUUAAAAUAUUUGAGUGUGUAAUCUAACGUUAAUCAAUACGAAUAAUCUUAAUUCUAAGUAUUAACUUGUUAUUGUAUACGACGUAUUUUGUAUGUAAUAAUAUAAGCAUAAAGUGUAUGUAAUAUAAUUGUGUGUUGUAUGAAUGGUAAAUCCUCGUUUCAAGGUAGGUGAAUGAUUAAUAAUAAACUGUUUACAUACAUAU
Molecule: messenger RNA, 2638 nt
Organism: Myzus persicae (green peach aphid)
Lineage: Eukaryota; Metazoa; Arthropoda; Insecta; Hemiptera; Aphididae
Product: facilitated trehalose transporter Tret1-2 homolog
Exons: 8
Coding region: 575-2140 (521 amino acids)
Biological process (GO): transmembrane transport
Cellular component (GO): membrane
Molecular function (GO): transmembrane transporter activity
Source: RefSeq, a predicted model, not a curated record